This is a messenger RNA of Suillus discolor, 4894 nucleotides long. RefSeq lists its product as uncharacterized. Lineage: Eukaryota; Fungi; Basidiomycota; Agaricomycetes; Boletales; Suillaceae. The transcript has 10 exons. The record is from RefSeq and is a predicted model, not a curated record. The coding region runs from base 296 to 4894 and encodes 1532 amino acids.
GAGUGCUGGCGUGUCCACCGCAUGUAUACAGGAAGAAUGUUUAUUAACCGUUUGUACUUCCAUUGGGAACGUUCCGGGAGUCCAGACGUCUAAGGCCUGCCUCGCGUUGUGCAAUGCGGUAUUGUUUCCACCUCCAGGAUACCACAAGUUCAAACAUUUCAGCAGAUUUGAACACUUUUAGAGAACCUUCUCAGGCUGUGCUCCAACCUCGAGGCUUCUGAUUUGCGACCACCCGAACGCCUCAUGAAGGACAUUGUGCCUGUGAACUAUGACAUACUUAACUGCCAGGCUGGCUAUGACGAGUCCAGACGAGAAAACGUCCCUACCGUUCUCAAAGAAAACUCUCUUUGAACAGGCCUGGGAAGAGUAUCGCACAACCAUCAACUCGUCCCAGAUCAAAAAGGUCAAAUUCAUCGAAAAAUGUUCAAAGUUUGCCUCAGAAUGGCAUGAUCCUGUUACAGCCAUAAAUGAAGCUAUCACAGAGGUGGAGACUCGGAGUCAGGAUUACCAGAGACAGUCCCGGAAGGUGGUUCGCACGUAUCUGCUCCCAUUCAUGAACGCUCUGACGAGCUUCACUGGUAUCGUGGAUUCAUUAAGUCAAUUUUUUGCUCGUCGUAGAUGCCCUCCUGGAUUGACCCUUGAUCAAUACGGGAGACUCUUUGAAACCAUCCACUACGAGUUGGCCUCUCUCAGUGAUCAUCUAGAGAAUAUCGCUGGCUAUGGCGACCUGUACCAAACAAACCAAAAAAUGCAGAGUACCCUCUGUAAUGCUUACAUCAAUAUUAUCCGCUUCUGGCAUAGAGUUGAUAAAGAAUGCACCAAGUCAGGACCAAAGUUCGGGACACCUUUCAGCACAAAGAAGUUGGGGUGCAUCGUAAGUCACAUGCGUGAGGAUGUUGUGAAGAUUAAAGCAUACGCUGGCCUGCCUCACAACCAAGAGUCAGGCGAGGACCGUCAGGCGAAUAAAGCAGUCCGGCAGGAGGUGGGAGAAGAGAGGAUCAGGGUAGAAGAUCACCGCCGCUUUCAGUGGGAGUGCGAUGGAACGCGGAAGCUGGACAUAGUCUUGGAUUGGCUGUCAUCAGAGUCCUUGAACAAUCAGUGUCUCGCACUGCAAGGCAGGAACUUACGUGGCCGUAGCCAAAUCACUUGCCAAUGGCUAUUUUCCCAUGACGAAUUUCUCCAAUGGCAGAACAAUCCCCCAUUAUCACCGAUCUUGUGGAUCCAUGGUCCGCCUGGAUCCGGGAAAUCGACUCUGUGUUCGAGCGCCAUCGAAUUCCUGGCCAAAAGCCCAGGAUCGGAUGUGGUGAUUUUUCACUUUUAUGACUUUGCGCAGCAUCUUUCUCCAGAGCAGAUAUUGUCUAUUCUCGCAGCACAACUCCUCCUGCAAUACCGCCAGCGCCUGCAGGAAAUUCCAGAUGAAUUGCAGAAAAUCAUACAUGCGCCCGAAUCUCUCCUUGAAAGGGUUCAAAAAGUCAUCAAGGCAUUAAUUGAAGGAUAUUCGAGGAUCUACUUCUUUCUCGAUGGUCUGGAUGAGGAGACGACAACGAAAAGUUUGUGGGAUGAUGCUGUAUUAGUGCUUCGUUUUCUCGCCAAGCUCGUGGACGACUCUCCUACCAGAGUUCGUGUAUGGUGUAGUAGCCAGCGCCGGGAUUGCAUUAGCAAGGAACUCCGGGGGUGCCGUAGCCUCGAUAUCGAUGGCUACACGAGGAGCGAUCUCGCUUUGUACUUCUCAGACGAGGUUUCUAAGCUUCGGUUACUAUGGUCGAGUCCUUCCGAGCAAGCUCCUAUCCUGGAAAUGUUGAAAAGUCGUGCCGAGUGUAGUUUUAUUUGGGCAAAGUUCAUGAUAGACGCCCUUGAAGAAUGUUGGUCGACCGCUAGGAUGGAAGAACAUCUCAAAGGGUUCCCGGAGACUCUGGCAGAGUAUUAUCACAGAUUUUUCGAGUGUAUGGAGAAGCUUGACCGCCCACUAGCUUGCAAAGUCUUUUCACUCGUUAUUUUUGCCCGACGUCCUCUGCGAUUGAAAGAACUUACUGAGGCUGUAUCGUGCUUGGAGAGUGAGCCCCACAAAGAACUCCAGCACAAGGUCAAGCCCAACUUCAACACCAUCCGUGCCAUAGUCCAACCCUUCAUCGAAUUCAUCAAUACCGAUGGCACAGAUGAUUCUUGCACUGAGGAGCAAUAUACCUGUCGUAUCUUACAUUCUACCCUGCGCGAUUUCCUUGUGGACCAUCCAAAUAUCCUGUGCGACAAUUCCUCAAAUCUUCGUAUUAGCGCUGAGUGGCCGGCUCGCGCUUGUUUACAUUACCUGGGACAAUCUCGAUAUUCCGGUCUACUAGUCAGACGGGAGGGAAGGUGGCUUGACGUGACGGAAGACCCGGUCGAUUGUCGCCCUUUGCUUGUGUAUGCAGCAAAGUACUGGGACAAACACCUUGACGACGUCACUAUCGCAGAAAUAGGUAGUGUUGAGUCUUUCAUCACUUCUCCUAACUUUUGGACCUGCGUGCAGGUCCAGAGCCUAUGGGUAGAAGCGCAAUUUUCGUUCUUCUCCCGUCCCAAUGAAGACAAUGGCUUUAACACAUAUUUUCGGCGGGUGUUCCCAUCAUGGUUUGCACGAGCUCAAACCGGUCUUGGUCAAAAGCUUUGGAGAGACUACCGCCGAUUUUUGCAGGACUGGAUAUAUUUCCUUAGCUGCGAGCAGUGUGGCGGAGAAAAGACAUGCGAAAUACUCCCAUACAUCGGACAAUUAGAUCGCAUAUGGUUCGGAGCUCUUGGUCCGAACAAUUUUCUGUCUCGAUUGGAGGACAAAUACACAUGUUUUGCAUUCCAAACGGAUGUCGAUUCUGAUGGAGUCCAGUACGUUUUUGAUGCGGUCAGUGAGACAGGAGACAAAGUCAUGAUAUUACGGAUACAGCUAGAAGCUCGUGUCAGCAGAUCAUCCAUCCUCAAAUGCUCUUGCGAGAGCUGGAAUCUAUCUAAAGAGCACCCUCCGGAACUCCAGCACAAGCAGACCAUACAACUCAGCACCAGUAGUUGCAACUGGAAGUUAUAUACGGAGUCCGUAACCGAUCCUACCUUACAGACAGGCAAGGCUGCACCAGCUGCUUUCGGACCAGAUUGUCAAACCCUCCGGAUUGGCACCCAGCUGUACAGGCAAGCCAAAAAUGGCAGAUUUAUCGCCAUUCCUACGCAAUACUUUCUGUGCGAUCUGCGCUCCAUCUACUUCGAGGAGUUUGCACGUCGUCGUCAGUUCCUCGUUCUCACUUCCCGAACAAAGAUUUCCAAAGGAGAUCUCAGAGUGACGCAGAUCAAAGCAGACGGAGCAGGUGAUGAAGACGACGACCUAGACACAAGUGCCGAUGAAGAUUCAUGGGUAGAAGAGGAUGAGGAUUUUAAAGAUGGAGACAGUUCCAUAGAGACCGCAUCGGAUUCAGAAGAUGAGUUCGAACGCGGAACUGAGUCGGAAAAUUCGAGCAACGAGAGCACAAGUGAAGGCAACACCAACUGUUCUGCUAAUUUCGGAUUUGAAGACGAUAUACUCCCUCUAUGGGCCAAUCACUUUGGCAACGAAGACACUGACACUGACACUGACAAUGAGAGCUAUCAUUCCUUUGAUAUCAGUGGUUUCGGUGUUGAAAUCAAUGCCCACUCGAAGGACUGCGAUGACAUUUCCGAACACGAAAAGGAUUUAGAAAGUAGCUAUGAUGAAGUGUUCGACGACCACUUCUUUCGCCACGAGGGACGACACGACUGGGAGGGACCAUGGAGUGAACGCGCAGAGAAGCAAAAGGCUCAAGCAACCAUCACUGUGUUUGACACUCGAUCGUGCACUCGUCUCUUCCGCCUGAGGCAGCCAAUCAAGUGUAGACUGUUUGCUUCGCCGCCUGUCUUCCACCCUACGAAGUCCCUGAUCGUCUGGCCACUCGGCGAUGGCAAUAUACUGUUUGUGUAUUACUUGGCCAAAACGCACUUCACCCGGCGGCUGCAGCCAUCAACCCCCCACACGGGUCAUGUCUUCAUGAAAAUCCAUUUUUCUGAAUGUGGUGAAUUUUUGCAUAUCGCCACUCUUGAAGCACAAGGGAAGGCUCCGGAAUUGAAGGACUCAGAACCCCUGCCUCCCAUUAAACUAGCUCUUCUCGUGUGCACGUACCGUCUUUCUCGGAGAAAGACUGCCAAGUCACCUCAGAAGAUUCAUUGCAUGAAGUUAGCGCUAGGCCAAACUACACGGCUGCACGUAUCGAAGAUGCCAUUCACGCUCACUUGGACAUCAAAGGAUCUCUACUUCAGUUGCAGCAGAAAGUUGCUGCAAGUUUACCGCAUUCCGUUGUUUGGAUCAACAGAAGAGAAGGGCAAGGAGGAUCAACAGCCCGUAUGGAAGCCUCGGAAGCCAUUUUUUCUCCCGCACAGUGCCAGUAACCGAGCAGUAUACUAUUUCCCUCCUGCGGAGAAUAAGAGUGGCAAGGAGCAAUUACCCGCACGCAUGCUCAUCGGGAGCGACUUUACAGCACUGAAUGAUAUUGAACCAAACGAAGCUGAAGAGGAUUACGACAUUUUGUUAGUGGAACGCGUCAUCGACCACUCUGUUGGCAGAAGAGGAGAAUUUCAUCCGCCCAUUGGGUGCUAUGUCGAUGAAGACACCAACCUUGGCGGAUGGGUUGAUUCUCAUGCCCGCGCGAAUAUUUUACAAGAUCGCGGCGUUGGCCAUUUCGACAUGCCAGCCGAACGCUUCAAUUCUGAUGAUGAUUGCGACUGUGAGUGCUACUAUCAGGCUACUGGAACUGUUCAUCUAUUGAUUAUACCAGCACUAGGAACUAGAUCCAAGGCCUUACAAUAUUGGUACCAGUUUCAGAAUUCAUGUACUUCUUCAGUCGACUAUACCGAUUCGUUCUUCCCCUAA